GAGCGAGAGCGGGGAAGGCUGGGCAGCGCAGGAGGCAGCCAGGAACCCAGGACCGGGAAGCCGGUGGAAAUUCCAGAGAGGAGGACCGGGGGAGAAGAAGUCCUGGUGGCCAUCUCUUGCUGAGCCAGGAUGGGUGACUGGAGCUUCCUGGGAGAGUUCCUGGAGGAAGUACACAAGCACUCUACAGUGAUCGGCAAGGUCUGGCUCACCGUCCUCUUCAUAUUCCGCAUGCUGGUGCUGGGCACGGCUGCCGAGUCAUCCUGGGGGGAUGAGCAGGCAGAUUUCCAGUGUGAUACCAUGCAGCCUGGCUGCGGGAACGUCUGCUAUGACCAAGCCUUCCCCAUCUCUCACAUCCGCUACUGGGUGCUGCAAAUCAUCUUCGUGUCCACACCAUCAUUGGUGUACAUGGGCCACGCCAUGCAUACAGUGCGCAUGCAGGAGAAGCGGAAGAUGAGGGAGGCUGAGAGGGCCAAAGAGGUCCGGGGCACUGGCUCUUAUGAGUACCCAGUGGCCGAGAAGGCAGAGCUGUCCUGCUGGGAAGAAGUGAAUGGAAGGAUUGUCCUCCAGGGUACUCUGCUCAACACCUAUGUCUGUAGCAUCCUGAUCCGCACGACCAUGGAGGUGGCCUUCAUUGUGGGCCAGUACCUCCUCUAUGGGAUCUUCCUGGACACCCUGCAUGUCUGCCGCAGGAGUCCCUGCCCCCACCCCGUCAACUGUUACGUAUCCCGGCCCACAGAGAAGAAUGUCUUCAUCGUCUUUAUGCUGGCUGUGGCUGCACUGUCCCUCUUCCUCAGCCUGGCUGAGCUCUACCACCUGGGCUGGAAGAAGAUCAGACAGCGCUUUGUCAAGUCUAGGCAGAGCAUGGCUGAAUGUCAGCUUCCUGGUCCCUCUGCGGGCAUAGUCCAGAACUGCACACCACCUCCUGACUUCAAUCAGUGCCUGGAGAAUGGCCCUGGGGGGAAAUUCUUCAAUCCCUUCAGUAACAAGUUGGCUUCCCAGCAGAACACCGACAACCUGGCCACUGAGCAAGUACAAGGCCAGGAGCCAAUUCCUGGGGAGGGUUUCAUUCACAUCCGUUAUGCCCAGAAGCCUGAGGUACCCAGUGAAGCCUCCCCAGGUCACCGCCUGCCCCAAGGCUAUCAGGGCGACAAGCGCCGCCUCAGCAAGGCCAGCAGCAAGGCCAGGUCAGAUGACUUAUCAGUGUGACCCUCUAGUGUGGGGGAACCAGGACCAGGUGGGAACCGAGGAAGCUCAGAGAGGGAAGAUGUGUCCCUGCUGACCCCAUCUCUCAUUCUCAUACCUGCUCUGCUCCUUUUGGGCUUCAGGUCUCAGUGGCAUUGCUCAUUUAUUCCAGAAAGUAGGACCAGGGCUCUGGGAGUUCAGGCAGCAACAAGGCUACCCACCCAGGCUGCUAUCCCUUCCCAUCCUCUACCCAGUGUACAUAGAAGGCUUUCAGAUUCUUCAGUCAACAGGGUAGAGGAAGAAAAGGGAACAGUGGUAAAUCUAGCCUGGGAUGGAUAGCCAGAAGGAUAGCAUGGCUCUCUACAUACCAGCCACAUACCAGAUGGGUUCUCCAUCUGGUACCAAACGGGUUCUCCCGUUUCUGUAGCUUCCUUGACGUGAUCACCCUUCUUCUUGCAAGGAAGAGCCCAAAGUUCCCAGCCAAUAAAGAAUACCAAUCAAGGACCUUACAUUAGAUGUGCUCUUGAAUCUGUUGUCUCCCUGGGUCAAACCUUGGAGUGAUGGUGAGGUGGACUUGGGCUGCCCUUGGCUGCCCUCCCUCUACCCAGUCUUACUUAAAAAGAGGUCCUUGGAACUUGACCAGCAGCCUCAACUUUACAAGUGCUUUGGUAUGUACCUCUGGCAAAUGUCCCACCUUAGUGAUGCUGCAAUCUUUACUUCUGCCAGGGUGACAACUAGCCCAUGGGGGUGCAAGCUCCCCCAGGGAGUGACUGUAUACACAGGCUCCGCUGGAAUCCCUGCCACCACCUGUCAUCCUGUGGCUCUUUUACAGCUCAACCCAAUGAUAGAAACCAUCCCAUCCCUUCCUCCCUUGGCUGUUCACCCAGUGCUCCCCUAAAGACCUUAUCGACCAGAAUGCCCAAGAAGCCGUCGUCCUCUCUCAGAUCCUGACCAGUUCACCAGCCACGAAGGCCAUUGGAAUUUCCCUAGGUCUUAUUAAAACAAAAAGGGCAUUGUGCUUCUCAGAUUCCCUUUGGGAAAAAAUAAUUCUGCUGUGAAGAUAAAAAUAAAAAAAAAAGAGAGAAAAUACUGGAAAACUGUUUUCCCCUCCUAUUUAUUUCCCUUUCUGACUGCCAACUUAGAGUGCCAAGAGGAGGUGUGAUGACAGCUAUGGAGCCCCCAGAGCUCUCUCUUCCUGCAGGGCUUAGCAGGGGCAUGGAAGCAGUAAGGGAAUCUCCAGCUCUCUUGGCAGGGGCCUCAUUUAAGAGCACAGAGAUUCCUAUGUCUCCCCAGUGCUCCUAACAAGACAGCUGGAAAGCAGUGGUGACUGAGGACUGCAGAAAAGCCCUGCCUUCCCAGGGACUGGCCUGGUUUCUCUGUUCAGUCCAUCUGUAAUGGGUGGUUGCCAUUUUGGAUGAAGGUAAAGGAUGCUCAGAAUUGGAUACUGAGACAA
This is a messenger RNA of Callorhinus ursinus (northern fur seal), 2635 nucleotides long. It is a transcript of the gene GJA5, whose product is annotated as gap junction protein alpha 5. Gene Ontology annotation, biological process: cell-cell signaling; heart development; atrial cardiac muscle cell to AV node cell communication by electrical coupling. NCBI's taxonomy places the organism in Eukaryota, Metazoa, Chordata, Mammalia, Carnivora, Otariidae. The record is from RefSeq and is a predicted model, not a curated record. Gene Ontology annotation, cellular component: connexin complex. Gene Ontology annotation, molecular function: gap junction channel activity involved in atrial cardiac muscle cell-AV node cell electrical coupling.